CCAGUUGCAGGUUGGAGGUGGCGCCCGGAGCACCCCUGGCGGGGGGGGGGGGCCCACACCCCGGAAGUCCUGGGCCUUGGGACACUGAGUGUCAGGCGGAGUGCGCCGGAGCUGGUGUCUCUCCUCGGACCUCUGCACCAAGGGCAGGAUGAUCCCCGUGGCCGAGUUCAAGCAGUUCACGGAACAGCAGCCCGCGUUCAAGGUGCUCAAGCCCUGGUGGGACGUGCUGGCCGAGUACCUCACCGUGGCCAUGCUCAUGAUCGGGGUCUUCGGCUGCACCCUCCAGGUGACACAGGACAAGAUCAUCUGUCUGCCCAGCCAUGAUCCCCGGGAGAACGUGUCGGAGGCCCCAUGCCGGCAACUCCUGCCGCGGGGCGUCUCGGAGCAGAUGGGAGGCCUGCGGGAGCUGAGCGGCCUUAAGAACAACCUCGACCUGCAGCAGUACAGCUUCAUUAACCAGCUCUGCUACGAGACGGCGCUGCACUGGUACGCCAAGUACUUCCCCUACCUGGUCGUCAUCCACACGCUCAUCUUCAUGGUCUGCGCGAGCUUCUGGUUCAAGUUCCCCGGCACCAGCUCCAAGAUCGAACACUUCAUCUCCAUCCUGGGCAAGUGUUUCGACUCACCGUGGACCACGCGGGCCCUGUCGGAAGUCUCUGGGGAGAACCAGAAGGGCCUGAUCACCAGGCAGGCCACGGUGACCGGGGCGGCCCCGGCAGCUGCAGCCGCCUCCGGGCAGGGGAAGGCGGGGGAGAAGGAGAAGGAGAAGGUGUUGGCGGAGCCUGAGAAGGUGGUCACGGAGCCGCCGGUUGUCACCCUGCUAGACAAAAAGGAGGGAGAGCAGGCGAAAGCGCUGUUUGAGAAGGUGAAGAAGUUCCGCGUGCACGUGGAAGGGGGCGACAUCCUCUACACCAUGUACAUCCUGCAGACGGUACUCAAGGUAUGCAAGUUCUUGGGCAUCCUGGUCUACAACCUCGUCUACGUGGAGAAGAUCAGCUUCCUGGUGGCCUGCAGGGUGGAGACCUCGGAAGUCACCGGCUACGCCAGCUUCUGCUGCAACCACACCAAGGCCCACCUCUUCUCCAAGCUGGCCUUCUGCUAUAUCUCCUUCGUGUGCAUCUAUGGACUCACGUGCCUGUACACCCUCUACUGGCUCUUUCACCGACCGCUCAAGGAGUACUCCUUCCGAUCCGUGCGGGAGGAGACGGGCAUGGGGGACAUCCCGGAUGUCAAGAACGACUUCGCGUUCAUGCUGCAUCUCAUCGACCAGUACGACUCGCUCUACUCCAAGCGCUUCGCCGUCUUCCUCUCCGAGGUCAGCGAGAGCCGCCUGAAACAGCUCAACCUCAACCACGAGUGGACACCCGACAAGCUGCGCCAGAAACUGCAACGGAACGCACACGGCCGGCUAGAGCUGGGGCUCUGCAUGCUCCCCGGACUGCCCGACACGGUCUUCGAGCUCAGCGAGGUGGAGGCGCUGCGGCUGGAGGCUAUCUGUGAGAUCACCUUCCCCCCGGGGCUGUCGCAGCUCGUGCAUCUGCAGGAGCUGAGCUUGCUGCACUCGCCCGCCAAGCUGCCAUUUUCCUUGCAGGUCUUCCUGCGUGACCGCCUGAAGGUGAUCCGCGUCAAAUGUGAGGAGCUCCGGGAAGUGCCCCUCUGGGUGUUUGGCCUUCGAGGCUUGGAGGAACUCCAUCUUGAAGGGCUUUUCCCCCAAGAGGUGGCUCGGGCAGCUGUGCUCGAGAGCCUCCGGGAGCUAAAGCUGCUUAAGGUCCUCUCUCUCCGGAGCAAUGCCGGGAAGGUGCCAGCCAGCGUGACGGACGUAGCCGGGCACCUGCAGCGGCUCAGUCUGCACAAUGAUGGGGCCCGUCUAAUCACCCUCAACAGCCUCAAGAAGCUGGUGGCCUUGCGGGAGCUGGAGCUGGUGGCCUGCGGGCUGGAGCGUAUCCCCCACGCCAUCUUCAGCCUGGGCGCGCUGCAGGAACUUGACCUCAAGGACAACCACUUGAGGUCCAUCGAAGAGAUCCUUAGUUUCCAGCACUGCCGGAAGCUGGUGACGCUCCGGCUCUGGCACAACCAGAUCGCCUAUAUCCCUGAGCACGUGCGCAAACUCCGUGGCCUGGAGCAGCUCUACCUUAGCUACAACAAGCUCGAGGCCCUGCCCAGCCAGCUCGGCCUGUGCUCUGGGCUCCGUCUGCUGGAUGUGUCCCACAAUGCACUGCACUCCCUGCCGCCCGAGGUGGGCCUCUUACAGAACCUGCAGCACCUGGACCUCUCCUACAACGCCCUCGAGGCCCUGCCCGAGGAACUCUUUUACUGCCGCAAGCUACGGACGUUCCUUCUCAGCUACAAUCACCUGCGUCAACUGUGGCCCCUCGUGGGUAACCUCAGGGCCCUCAGUCGCCUGGAGCUCAAGGGCAACCGGUUGGAGGCACUUCCGGAAGAACUUGGCAACUGCGAAGGACUCAAGAAAUCGGGGCUGCAGGUGGAGGACACCCUUUAUGAGGGCCUGCCGGCAGAGGUGCGAGAGAAGAUGCAGGAGGAAUGAGGCCAGCCAGGGCGGGGCAGGUUGGAGUAGAGGUCUGUAGAUGAUUCCACCCAGAAUCUGCCACCAUCCUUCCGGAGGAGGUGGCCAAGGCCAGGCGUGUCAGGCUUGUGGCUUCCAGACAAGAUCCUGGGACUGGUUUGUCUGGGGAGAGACAGGAGAUUGGAUUUGGGGUGGAACCCCUAAAGAGGGAUUAACUGAAUCAUGGGACGUUCAGCUUGAGAACCACUUGUGUGUCUUUGUCUGGCAGGCCUGUUCUUUCUCUGCUGCCCUGCCUCCCCCCACCCGGACAUUCCAGCUCAACCAGUGCCACGCACAGGAGUGGGGGCACAUCCCAAUGGGAUUUCCAACCCUCUCACCAGCCACGCAACAAAGCCGCUUACAUCUGGGGUUCUCUCCCAAGGAGGGGACACAGACGCCAGGGACCAACCCCUCCCCCCAACUUUGAUGCUAAUCCCUUAUUUAUAAAUCGUUUGCUGUGGACACGGGCAUGCGCUCGCAGAACAAUGGUUCUCAUAUUUGGCUUCGCACCAAAACCAACGACUGCAAAAGAAAACAUGUCAGGCGCCACUUUUGGAAGACUGGCUCAGGAGGCUUGAGUGGAGGUCAGGGACCCUGCUUGUACACAAACACCCGGGUAGCUCUGAUGCAGGUGGUCCUAGAACGGCAGGUUGGGAAAGUGCUGACUCAAAUAAUAGCUCUCUGAAUGUCUAGCUCUGACCCUUUUUAGACCAUUAGAGAAGCCAAGAAAAGCUGGGCUCGCCCCUCCCCAGGAGAAUGCUCGCACAUGUACAUGCAAGACUCUGCAAACAACUUCAGGCAGCUGGCAGAUUCCCCCCGAGGACGAGCCAGAGACUUCCUAAGGUUGGCAGAUUCCUGGUUAAGGUUACCUGGCGCGGCAGCUACAUUAUUCUGAGGAAAGAAUUUUUAAAAUUUGCUAUAGCGUGUAUGCCCCUUGCCAGAGAGAGUCA
This is a messenger RNA of Tupaia belangeri chinensis (Chinese tree shrew), 3513 nucleotides long. It is a transcript of the gene LRRC8E, whose product is annotated as leucine rich repeat containing 8 VRAC subunit E. The transcript is spliced from 3 exons. The record is from RefSeq and is a predicted model, not a curated record. Bases 149 to 2545 code for a protein of 798 amino acids. NCBI's taxonomy places the organism in Eukaryota, Metazoa, Chordata, Mammalia, Scandentia, Tupaiidae. Gene Ontology annotation, cellular component: cytoplasm. Gene Ontology annotation, molecular function: protein binding.